AUGAAUAAUAAUAAUAAAAUAAGAGAGUUAAAAAAAAAAUAAUUUUUAUUUUACUUAACCACAAAGAAUUAGGAAAAGUUUGAAGAAAAAUAUGGUUGUUUUAAGCAUUAAGAGUAAUACAAUAACAUAUUUAACUAUAGGUUUAAAUUUGAAUCUCUUAGAUAUUUUCUCUAUAAUCAAUAUCAUAACAAAUGUUUGAUGCCAUCUUAUUUAACAUUACCAGAGUUAUUGAAGGGUAAAAUGAUAUUAAGAAGAGAAUGA
Messenger RNA from Paramecium sonneborni, 261 nucleotides. The record is from the annotation of a GenBank genome assembly. Lineage: Eukaryota; Ciliophora; Oligohymenophorea; Peniculida; Parameciidae.